CAACACUUGUCCUUGCCUUUUCAGUAUACGGUAUAUUUGCUUUUUUAUUAUUAUUUAUAUUUAAUCAUUUAAUUUUCCUUUUUGCUCUAUCGUGAAUUUCUUUUCUUUUUUUCCUUGCCUUUCGUUAAUCUUGGAUGACAGGAAUAUAACACCCGAUGAAAGAUUGAUUUUAACGGCUGAUUCAAGAUGUCAAUACGUAAAGUUCACAAUGCUUACUGUGCCCUCGAUGUCAUCUGUUUUGUUUUGGUUGGCUUUGCAAACCUUCUUCUUCAUGUCACAAACAUCCAGCCUUCGAAACGAGGAUUUCAUUGCGAUGAUGAGUCCAUCACAAUGCCAUUUAGAGAAGAAACUAUUUCUACUUUAACAGCACUGUUUGUUGGUCUAGCACUUGGAGUAUUAACGAUUAUAGUCUGUGAGAUCCUUCGCCAUUUUGUCUUCAAGUUCAAACCUCGAGGUGCAGGGAGAGACAAUUUCUAUAUCAAACUUGGCCCAAUAACGUUGAAAGCAUGGCAGAGAAGGAUUUUGUUUCUUAUAUUCAUGUUUGGUUUUGGAGCUGUUGUAGCGAACCUAUUCACUGAUGCUGGAAAGCUGUUGAUAGGUCGACUUCGACCAUAUUUUUUAGCUGUUUGCAAACCUGACUUCAGCAAAGUUAACUGCAGUGCAGGGAAAUUCAUCACUGAAGAUAUUUGCACUGGGGACAAGAAACAGAUUACUGAAGCAAGAAUGUCUUUCCCUUCUGGCCAUUCAACAUUUUCCAUGUAUUGUACAGUGUUUGUAGCUAUGUACCUAGAGACAGCUAUCCCAACCAGGAAAACUACUCUUUUCAAGCCAUUACUUCAAAUUUCAGUGAUCAUGCUUGGUGUUCUGUGUGCUUUGAGCAGAAUCUUUGACUACUGGCAUCACUGGGGUGAUGUUCUGACAGGAAUGGCAUUAGGAACACUUGUGGCAACAUUUAUUGUAUUCAAGCCCUUAUCACUAUUCUCCAGUAAUGCUGCUACAGAAUAUGACGUCAGUGUCAGGCAGCCCAGUGAUGUAGAGGCUGUCCAAGUACAAAGAAAUUCCCAAUUGUCGGAAAUUGCUUCCUGACAACAUUGCAGUCUUUUGCUUUUAUCCAUUGCAUGUUUUCGGCCAAUAUCAGCCUUAACUUUAGGGCUGGUUCACACGUCAUUAUAAGCAUAAACAUAAGCAUAAGAAACAUAGUACUAUUGUAAUUCUUAUGCUUAUGCUUAUGUACACCCGGUUCACACUUUGGAUUUGACAAGCAUCAGCAUAAGAAAAAGGAAAAGUUUCCAUUCCUUAUGCUUAUGCUUUGUGCAAGCCCAGCUGUUCACACUUGUGUUUCUUAUGCUUAUGUUUAUGUUUAUGCUUAUAUUAAAGUGUGAACCAGCCCUUAUUAUAUCUUCUUCAUGAUAAUCAAGACUGUUCUCAAAUAUUUUUAGGUCAGCUACACAUAGUAUAAAAUAAAAAUAGAUAACUUAGAUAAAAUGGUAUGAUAAAUAAAAUAGGAGAAGACCUCAAACAAACAAAAUCCAAGCUGGGGGAAGGGUUUGGCAACCUCUGCACCUCCAAUUUUCAUGCAGGAAAAAUAUGCAUUGAGAAAAUUUGUGCAAUCAGAGCUAAAACAAACAGUGAAAAUUGUGCCACAUCAUAAACAGGGGAGGAUCCAGGGGGUGUCCUGCAGUGAACUGGACACUCCCUAAUGCCGUAGUCUUAUAAUAACUCUUAUGCUUUUUUGAAGCAUAAUAUCACCAUAUACAUUCCUUUAUUUGGGACACCCGCCUUAACAAUUUCCUUGAUCUGUUCCUGAUAAAUGUAAGUUUUAAAAUAGGAGAGUCUCUUGUAAUGAGUAGUUUCCUAAGUAAUGCAUGCAUUUUGAACAGUCUUUUAUUGCUGGUUCUCAUAGCCAUCAUGUUGGAUGAAAUUAACAAAGAUUUGUCAUUAGUGUCUCUCGCUAUAUUAACGAGACUAUCACCAAUGACAACCAACAUGUCUUUGUUAUUUUAUCUGUUGGGAAUGCCUGAGAACCAGCAAAUAUAAAUAUUUUCUUAAACAAUAGCAGAAAUAUAUAUUUUUAAAUCUUUAA
Molecule: messenger RNA, 2083 nt
Organism: Actinia tenebrosa (Australian red waratah sea anemone)
Lineage: Eukaryota; Metazoa; Cnidaria; Anthozoa; Actiniaria; Actiniidae
Product: phospholipid phosphatase 3
Biological process (GO): phospholipid dephosphorylation; signal transduction; phospholipid metabolic process
Cellular component (GO): plasma membrane
Molecular function (GO): phosphatidate phosphatase activity
Source: RefSeq, a predicted model, not a curated record